Molecule: messenger RNA, 345 nt
Organism: Bipolaris victoriae FI3
Lineage: Eukaryota; Fungi; Ascomycota; Dothideomycetes; Pleosporales; Pleosporaceae
Exons: 2
Coding region: 1-345 (114 amino acids)
Source: RefSeq, a predicted model, not a curated record
AUGGAUCUCGGCUCAUGGGAUGGCAUCUCCACCAUGUCUAUUGUUUUUGUUUCAAUUGGUGGCGUGAUAGCCGUUCUCAGCCUCAUAAUUCUCGCCGCUACCCUCAUGGACAUUCCAAACCGCAGGAGGCGACAAGACGAUAAGGGAACGUUUUCCUCAGAAGAGAUGGAAAGGGACAGCAUAGAUUUCGAACUCUUGGAGAAGGAUAUUAUCGAGGUUACUGUGACAAGGAUGCCGAGCACAUCGCAGAGCAACCCAUCUCAAAGCAUAUAUGCUCCACGAAUGCCGUCAAUCCCAGUGUGCGAGUGGUUUACAAGGGAUCGAUCCGCCACGAAACCGUUGUAA